AUGAUAAAAUUUUCAUCUGUUAAUAAUAUUAAUAAAUUCAUAAGAAUCAUAAACUAUUCAUCAUCAUUUUGUAAAAUAAAACAUUCUUUUUAUUCAACAAAAUCAUCAACAACUUUUAAAGUACCAGCUGGAAUGAUUAUAAAAGGAUUAAAUUUUUAUAAAGAUGGAUCUGACCCUAUAACAAAACUUGAUAAUGAAUAUCCAGAUUGGUUAUGGGAAUUAUUAGAUGAAGAAAUCGUUGAACAAAAAAAUUUGGAAGAUAAUAAAUUUUCUAGAAAAUCACAUCGAAAAGAACGAAGAGAAAAAAUUAAAAAUGAUAAUUUCGAUAGAAAUAGGAGAAAUUAA
This is a messenger RNA of Entrophospora candida, 345 nucleotides long. NCBI's taxonomy places the organism in Eukaryota, Fungi, Glomeromycota, Glomeromycetes, Entrophosporales, Entrophosporaceae. The record is from the annotation of a GenBank genome assembly.